Cephus cinctus (wheat stem sawfly) is the source of this 3380-nucleotide messenger RNA. RefSeq names its product G-protein coupled receptor Mth2. The record is from RefSeq and is a predicted model, not a curated record. Lineage: Eukaryota; Metazoa; Arthropoda; Insecta; Hymenoptera; Cephidae. Gene Ontology annotation, cellular component: membrane. Gene Ontology annotation, biological process: cell surface receptor signaling pathway. Bases 374 to 2680 code for a protein of 768 amino acids. Gene Ontology annotation, molecular function: G protein-coupled receptor activity. The transcript is spliced from 8 exons.
AGGUCACUAGAACAAGGCCGAAAACCCUAAGGGGUGAACGUUGCUCCGGAGUCUAGAGGAACUAGCCAAGGGCGCUCAGGUUUACCAAAAGGAAAAUUACCGGGGUGAAAUUCUUCCUGGCCUCCUUCUUACGUUCUACCUGCUUCUGCCCACUGAAGACGGUUUAAAGUGGUGCGACCCUGAAAAAAAAAUAAAAGAGAGAAGAUAACCUCCAAGUGAGAAGAGACGAAUUACCGGAAGUCGCAGACCAACCUGGUGCACCCAUGUCAAGGAGGAGCGUCACUGCUCUCUAAGUGCACACCUAAGAUUAGACAUUGAAGAAAGUGAGGAGGUGACGGACGCAGCUUUUAUUUGAGAAUUCAAAGGAGGUCAAAUGAAAAAUGGGCCACACGUUAAUCUCGAGAGUGUAAAAAGCACCGCGCACAGCCAAUACUUUUUCAAAGUUCCCAUGCAUGUUCCUCAUCACGUACCUCAAGAACGAGACCAAGGAAGAACCGUAAUGACGUCAUUCCCAGAGAGAGAACGCGUCCCUAAGAAACCCAUGAGGAUCAUCCCUCUUUUUCUGCUAACCCAUCUCUACCUCCUGAACGAGGUCUUGAUCACAGAGUCUACUAAAAUCCGUCGAUGCUGUUCACCAGGAGAAGCUCUAUCAACCGAUGGAGACGUCUUCGCCUGUAUACCGGCUCCUUACGACACGUUGGAACUCUACGAACUGGACCCAUUCUCCAGAGGCCUCCCAACAUGCUCCCCAUCGGAGAACCUCAGGAGUACACCCCUGGCCUCCGCUCCACUUGAUAUUUCCGCUGAUGCAUGCUUGGAUGUCCUUUAUCGGACCAAUCAGUCCAGUUUCCUCGCUGUGCUGAACUGCGCCUCAGAAAAUCCGAAUUACAAGGAGGAAUCAAUGAUCAUCCACCAGCCAACAGUCCUCCCUCUUCGAAGAUGCUGCUCUUCGGGAGAGGUCUUCAGCACUUCCAGCAGAGCCUGCGUACCUGCCUCACAGGAAGUUCCCGUGACGUCUCUAGUAGCCGGUCUUGGUAUACUGGAGUACGUCACCCUCCUCAGAGGGCCACCCGAGUGUCCUCAUGCAAUUAUGGACUACGAGGUCAAUGUCACCGACAUCAAUUUCCACUCGGGACAACUUCAGGUUUCAGUCCCAAUGGCCAAUAAGGCCAAGAGUUUUUGGGUGAAUCAGGAAAAUUCCUGUGUCGACUCUAAUCCCAGGAAGGACCUCUUGACGAUUCGCGUAUGCCGGGAACCUGAAUUUUGCCAGGAUCAUCCCUGCCUGAGGAAAUGUUGCAGCGAGGACGAAGCGUUCGUUAACGGAAUAUGUCAGCCGCUUCCUAGUCACAUGACGGUCCAUAAACUGCACGAGGAAAUUUCUAAAAUCUCGACCAUGACUGCCAACCGCUCCGAGGACGUCCUUCGGGCUACAGAUUACGGUCUGUUAAUUGGCAAUCCCUGCUUGGACGGGAUGUAUCCCGUUGAGAAACACGAUAACUGGCACAUUACGUCGGAAGGAUAUCUUUUCGUACCUGGAUACAAAACUUACGAGCACCAGGAAUUCUGUUUUGAUCUUCUCUACAAUCGCUCGGGAACCCAAGACGCUUUCUAUCCCUUCGUAUGUUUCGAUCCACUGCCCGUGAAUGACGUGCUUAACACCAGAUAUUACGUGAACAUGGUACUCAUGAUGACCAGUUGCACCUUUCUCCUGAUUACUCUCCUGGUUUACGUAUGUCUACCGGGACUGCAAAAUCUCCAUGGGAAAACUCUCAUGUGCUACGUGAGCAGCCUCCUGGUGGCAUUUCUAUGUCUGGUCUUCACGACCUUGUCCACUCCGAGGAGCAGCCCUGAAGACGAACAGGAGUUCGGUUUAAAGUGGAAUUUAAACUGUGUGACUUUAGGCUACGUGAUGCUGUUUGCUUUUCUAUCGACUUUCUCGUGGCUCAACGUUAUGUGCUUUGAUAUCUGGUGGACUUUCGGUGGUGCUUCAGGAGCAGCAAAUCGCGCAGCUAAGGGUGACGGACAGCGUAAACGAUUUCUGUGCUAUUGUCUCUACGCGUGGGGUCUACCCCUAUUGAUCUGCAGCCUGGGCUACCUCCUAGAUCAGUACGACUCCAUUAAUCCGUACUUCCGACCAUACAUCGGCAAGAAGAGUUGUUGGUUCCACAAUGAAUCGAUUUAUCAUGGAGAAUUUAUUUACUUUACUGCUCCCACUAUGAUUCAACUGAUAAUCAACAUCGUGUUCUUUGCCUUGACGGCGCGAAGCUGCAAUCGUGUCAAAUCGGAAAUACAGAGGGUCAUGGCGAAUCCUUCCGAUUCACGUAAUCGCCGUUUCCGGGCUGACAAAACCAGAUUACUAAUGAACGUCAAACUUUUCAUCGUAAUGGGUGUAACCUGGAUGUUCGAAUUCAUCUCAAACAUCCUGAACCACUACGCCUAUCUGAUAAUCGACUGGAAUUACAUCUUCUACGCCUCGGACUGCCUGAACUGUCUUCAGGGUGUCCUGAUAUUCAUCCUGUUCGUCCUGAAGAGACAGGUCUACCAUGCUUUGCGCCGCCGCUUCGGAUUAGUCAAGAACGCAAAGGCCAGCACGACUGGAAUUCACGAUCCAUUCAGGGUGAAGAAAAGCGCAAGCAGUAGUACAAUAAUGUCGACUUGCGUUACGAGUUCGUCGCCCUGAUGCGAAUGAUACCCGCAAGCCCGGAAGUCCAAUUCUCGUUUAAGACUUGAGGAGACUAAAUCAUAACUUCCUGCCGAUCGGCACGCAAAGACGUCAUUGCCGGUAUCAGUAGACACGGAGCUUGCUUAUUACUGCCUCGAAAAUGAGCGAUACAAGCACAACGGGACAAGGGGGAGCGUGGAAAUCGUCAAAUCAAAAUACCGAUUCUUCGGAAGAUUCUGGGGAUUUCGAUACUCGUAAAAUCGGUAACGCCAAUCGAGUUAACAUUGAUCGGAUGUCCCAAUUGGGAAUUUUCACAAUCAGCAACGCAAAGCUACAAUCGAGACGACAAUGGUGAACGCUGCUUCGACUGAUUUACGAUUCCGUGCGCUCCUGGCGAAUUUCCAGUGCGACUGGAAACGUGUGUCUGUACCAUCGCUUUUUAUACUCGCCGCCAAAGAAAAUUAUCUUGUCUCUCGUACCUGGAUAUUAAUCGUACGAUGUAUGUAUCCUUGAAAACGUUAUAAUUCUUAUAAGAUAAUGUAUAACAUUAAUUUUUAAAUAAGCGAGACUUACAUUUCUUAUUUUUUUAUAAAACAAUUUAAAGAAUAACGUUUCACCUAAUAUAAAUAUUAUUUUGCGGCACAGAUCGAUUGCGACGCGAAUUCGUCACUGUGCAUUUGUACUCACUGCAUGGAAUAAAAUAUAGUAAGCACUGGAA